Messenger RNA from Penicillium verhagenii, 960 nucleotides. RefSeq names its product DUF1183 domain protein. The transcript has a single exon. The record is from RefSeq and is a predicted model, not a curated record. Gene Ontology annotation, cellular component: endoplasmic reticulum membrane. The coding region runs from base 1 to 960 and encodes 319 amino acids. Gene Ontology annotation, biological process: regulation of store-operated calcium entry. NCBI's taxonomy places the organism in Eukaryota, Fungi, Ascomycota, Eurotiomycetes, Eurotiales, Aspergillaceae.
AUGCGCGGGCUUGCAUCGGUCAUCACCGCGCUGCUAUUCUCAUCUCAAGCACUAUGCGCGAGGAGCUCUGAAGACCGUCCAAACAAGAAUGCCAUUCUCCUCUCCACAGUCGAAACUCUGACGUUGCGUGCUGACCGCAUGACAACAUCUCGUCGACUCUCCCCCAUCCCGCAGCUUAAUUGUGUCGGUCCAUCGAAAAAGAUAUGUUCGCUCUACCAGCCAGAAACAAUACGCUGUACCAACCAAGGCCAUGACUACGAAGAGGAGGAUGUACAGUGGACUUGUAAAGCUUCACUUCCAUCCGAGUUCAAGCUUGGUUCAACAGAUGUCGUGUGUGAGGGAUAUCGAAACGCCGACGACAGAUGGGUUCUCAAGGGGAGCUGUGGUGUCGAAUAUCGGAUGCUACUCACAGAGCUUGGUGAAGACCGAUUCGGAAAAUCGGGCAAAAACAUUACGGGCACUGAUGAGGUAGUCUGGGAAUGGUGGGCGAAUCUUUUAUUCUUUGCUAUCUUCUUUGGUGUUUUCGGGUGGAUUGUUUGGCAGCUGUGCUGCGGUCCCGCCUCGGCUACGAGACGUAGAGGUCCACGGAGAACAAGAGGGGGACUCUGGGGCGGUGGUGGUCCUGGUGGUGGUGGCGGAGGAGGCGGAGGUGGUGGUGAUGGCUAUGAUCCUUACUCGGGGCCACCUCCUGCUUACGGCAGCUGGUCGAAUGGCGAUAAGUCUACUACGCAAAGUGGACGUUCUGCCAGACAAGGCUGGACCCCUGGAUUUUGGACUGGUGCACUUGGUGGUGCAGCCGCUGGGUAUGGUUUAGGACGACGACGUUCAAAUGGUGGAUCAUGGCCAAACGGGCGGUUUGAUAGGAGCAACGCAGGCGAAGGCAGCUCGAGAAGUCGCUCACCACCACGAUUCUCCGGCACGUCGAGCAGCAGUGGGUUUGGAUCGACUAAACGCAGAUGA